This is a messenger RNA of Cadophora gregata, 1829 nucleotides long. RefSeq lists its product as uncharacterized. The transcript has 4 exons. The record is from RefSeq and is a predicted model, not a curated record. Bases 144 to 1520 code for a protein of 458 amino acids. Lineage: Eukaryota; Fungi; Ascomycota; Leotiomycetes; Helotiales; Ploettnerulaceae.
UGUGGGCGGAGGUGAGCUAUAUCUCAUUUUAGGUUCUUGUUUGUUCUCAAAAGGUAACAUGUUGAGCAACGAUUCAAGCAUGUCUUUCCUCUUUAAGAUCCUGAAAAUACGUACCAAGACUCACAAUCAUCCAGGGCUACGGCAUGGCCACGCUUCCUUCCACACCAGUCACGCCCUCAACACUAUUCUACGGCGCCAGCACCACCAAAGCCUUCGUAGCAGCCGGCAUGUCACUUCUCGUCACGGACCCCUUAAACUUCACAUCUCUAAACUGGAAAACGCCUAUCUCGUCCAUCAUCCCCGAUGACUUUGUUCUCGAGGACUCGUGGGCAACGGACCAUAUCACUAUCGAGGAUAUCUUGUCCCAUCGGACGGGUAUGCCGAGACAUGAUAUGAAUUAUGGGGGGACGUAUGAGGGGAGGAAUUCUACGCCGAGAGACGUGGUGAGAGCGUUAAGGUAUUUGCCGUUGACGGAGGAGCCUAGGGUUAGAUUCCAGUACUGUAAUAUGAUGUAUGUCGUUGCUGGACAUGUGAUCUCGACUUUAACUGGAAAGUCCUUGGAAGCAUUCUUGAAGGAGAGGAUUUGGAGACCUCUGGGAAUGAAAUCUACCUCAUUCUCCAAUGAAGACGCCAUCUCCGGCCCUGACCACUUCGCCCAAGGCUAUGUCUACUACGAAGACAAGUAUCUCCCCGUUCCCUACGAAGAGGACCUUGUCACCAACGCUGCUGCCGGGUCCAUCAUAUCCAACGUCCUCGACUACUCCAAAUGGCUUCAUGCACUCAUCCACAGAUCAUCACCUAUCUCAAAAGACGGCUACCAAGCUCUCUUCACACCACGCAUGCUUCACGAUGCAGACGAUGUACCAUCUACCGGUCCAAUGUCCUAUGCUCUUGGUUGGGAGACUUCGACUUACAAGGGCUACCAAUUCUACGAGCACAGUGGUGGUGUUGAAGCAUUCGGUUCGCACGUCAUUUUCUUCCCAGAGUUGAAGUAUGGAAUUUGUGCCUUUGGAAAUACCGGUGUAUCUUCAAACAUUGUGGAAUUGAAAGCUAUUUGGCAUCUGAUUGACGAGAAACUGGGCAUUCCCGAAAAGGAGAGGUUUGAUUGGGAUGCGAAAUUCAACAAAGCCCUCAAGCAAAGGACAGACGAGUACGACAACGCCACCAACAUAUUCUACCCACACAUCCCCUCUCCACCACUUCCAGCCACCCUUCCCCUCAGCAACUACACGGGCACCUAUUUCCACCCCGCUUACCGCAACCUCACUCUCUACAUGAAAGACGAUGUGUUGCAUAUCGCUAGGCUGGAUGCGUCCUGGCAAAUCACUAUAGAUUUCAAGCACGUGUCUGGCGAUUAUUUCAUGGCCUAUGCGGAUUCAGUAAAUGCGCCGGGAUUCAUCUUCAAGGGAGCUCUGCCUGCGGAAUUCAAGGUUGGGAGUGAUGGUGUGUCGAAGAGUUUGGGGAUCGCGUUCGAAGGGGAGAUGGGGGAGGAUGGGAGGAUCUGGUUUGAGAGGAUUUGAGGCGUGGAAGAUUUUGGACGGUGAAAUAGAAAAAACCAUACUGUUAUGGAUGUAUAUGUGAUCUUGUGUGAGUUGGAGCAUUAAAAGCCUAACGACCAUGCACAGGAUAGGACACAUGAGUUAAAAGAAUGUUCUAUUACUCAAAUGUAUUUCCAGCAAAGAUACAGGAUUUGAGUGUUUAUUCCUCAAAUUUGGCUUAGAGCUCUACAAUUCAUGUUUGAUUUACCUGAUAUGAACUUCUAGAUGUACUGAGAAGUUAGUUCGGGGCCUACCUCAUAGAAGCACUAAAUCAAGUACGCGCGAGACCGA